UCUUUUUUAUUUCAUCAGAUCUUCUUCUUCUUCUUCUACUUCUCAUAAAAAUCGAAGCUUUUUUUGUUUUUGGUUGGGUCUCCGAUGAGGUGUAAGAGACAUACAGUAGAUUUCAGUAGCAGUAUCGGCGUUUGUGCUUCUUGUCUCCGUGAACGUCUCUUCUCUCUCGCCGUUUCAACCGCCGCCUCUCAAACCGACGAUCAUCAUCAUCAUUCUCGUAUCUCUCCUCCACCUCCUCCUCUGCUUUUCCCUCGUUCUGUUUCUCCUUACGUUGCUCCGAGAAAAUCAGACGCCGGAGCUGGAACCGGAGUAGACUCUGUAGUAUCUUCUUCUAAUAACAGAUUCUUCUCAACGCCUCAAGUUUUGGGAGGAGGAAGAGGUUCAACAACCUCAUCGGAAAAAGUCUUCGUACCAUCAUCAUCAUUUAAGAAGAACAAAAAAAGCGGUUUAUCUCGUUUCUCAAGCUUCUUCAGACCGACGACGAGAUCUGACGUUUACGAUUCCCGUCGCGAUUCAUGCGACGACGCCUCAACCGUUUUUUCUCAGUCGUCAACAUCGUCGUCAAGGUCAUGGCUCUCUAAAGUUCUCUCAGUUCGAUCAAAGAAGCAACAGUCAAACACAACGACCUGCUACAUCGAGGAUUUGAUCGCUUCAGAAUCCGAUCAUCAUAAUCAUCAAAAUCGACCAAGACAGAGAUAUUGCAGAGGAAUGUCGCCGGCGGGAGAAUCAACGACGAACGAAGACUCAGUUGAGGAAUCACCAGGGAGGUUAAGAAGAACGCCGGCGAUGGGAACUCCGGGGAGGAAACCUAAGGUUGGGUUUGGUAGAAGCGUUUCAGGGAUGGCUUUUUGUUUGAGUCCUUUAGUGAGAGCUAAACCAUCUAACUGUUCUUCUAACUGGAGAGGGAGAUUUCUGCCGGAUUUUGGUUAUUCCGGCGAUAUGAAUUCACCGGCGAAGCCUCACCUUUCGACGGCGGCGUCUUUUUGUGGUAACCGGUCUAAGAAGCUUGUUGAUUUAGGAAGACUUGAUCACCGCCGUUGAUUCUCUCUUCUUUUUUUUCGUUUGGUUGGGAUUAAAAUCUGACCGUUCUUUUGUGAAAUUACCUUAAAUACCCUCACAAGAUUCAUCCUUAUAUAUGGUGCACUUUAUACUAUACCAACAACAGCAGAUAAAAAGAGUGAAAUUUACCAUUUUUGGUUAUAUAUAAUAAUGUUUUCUGAUUGUGUAUAUUAUUAAAAGGAAGAUAUAUU
Camelina sativa (false flax) is the source of this 1250-nucleotide messenger RNA. RefSeq lists its product as uncharacterized. The record is from RefSeq and is a predicted model, not a curated record. Lineage: Eukaryota; Viridiplantae; Streptophyta; Magnoliopsida; Brassicales; Brassicaceae.